This is a messenger RNA of Polistes dominula (European paper wasp), 1633 nucleotides long. RefSeq names its product 26S proteasome non-ATPase regulatory subunit 5. The record is from RefSeq and is a predicted model, not a curated record. Gene Ontology annotation, biological process: proteasome assembly. NCBI's taxonomy places the organism in Eukaryota, Metazoa, Arthropoda, Insecta, Hymenoptera, Vespidae. Gene Ontology annotation, cellular component: cytosol.
AAGUAACGCUUGAAAUGCGUAUUUACAUUACAGUAUAACAUAGUCACGAUGACAACAAUGGAGUGGUUUCAAGAAAAAGUUAAUAAGCUUAUCGAACUUGAUACUAUUAAAGAAAAGGAAGAAACUUUAAUGGAAAUGCAAAUAAAGUGGAGAAAUUGUGAUGUUUUAGAACAGCGCACAAUUGCUGAAAACUUGAAUUCUGAUCCAUUAAUGUCUCUCUUAUUGCAAGACGAAGAUAUCAGAGACCGUGUAUAUGUAAUUUUGACGAUGAUAUACGAUGGUAAAUAUGAAAUUUAUAAAAAAAACCCAGAUGAAAUACUGCCAUUAAUAAAUCACUCAGAGUCGGUGAUCAGAAUGUUUAUUUUGAAGCAAUUAUUGUCUUCGUGUGAAGAUGAACAAAUGCUUCCUGUAAUAUUUCGAGAUGUUAAUUUAAUAGUUGCAGUUAUUAAUAGAAUUAGUGAUGAGGAUGGGAGUAUUCGUACAAUAGCAAAGAAUUUCAUCACAAAAAUUGGAAAAAAUCUGAAUGGAGUGAAAAUUUUAUAUCAUGGGGAACCUUUGAGAGCGUUGGCCAAACUUGCCGUUAGAAAUGACCAUGUCAGUUUUCAUGUUGGUGACGUUAUAAUAAGCAUAGCUACAAUUUCCAAGGAACAUUUAGAGGCAACUAUACAAUCUGGAUUUUUGAGCAGCCUCAUCAAUAUGUUACAAGAUGAUGAUAUAUUAUUGCAAUCGGCUGCCAUAAAAUUACUGACUCCAUUGGCUUUGACCGAAGAAGGUUUGAAUUAUUUGGAACAACAAGAGGUUUUGACAAAACUUUUUGGUAAAAUAAUAUGUACCGAUGAAAAUCUUAUGUCAAAUAUUACCACUCCUAAUGUCAUCAAAUUUUUUGGAAACAUUGCACAAUUGUGGCCGAAUGAAAUGUUCUUAAAAUAUCCAGAUGUAGUCUCAGAAUUAUUUAGAAUAUUAUACGAAAAAGAUUGUCUCUUAUUAGGUGUUGCAUUGGAUACGUUAGGACACAUUGCAACAAACAUGGAAGGAAAAUAUGCGUUGCAGACAUUGGGGAUGUUAUUUGCAAUGAAGAAAAUAGGUGAAAUUAUUCAAGAAACGGAUACACAUUACAAAAUCUCUGCUUUGAAUAAUCUUAACUUAUUAAUUAAUGUACCAAAGGCUGAACAAGAUAACAGAAUUUUAUCUUUAACAAAAUCAUGGUUUGAUGCUCUUUGCGAUGAUCCAUUAGGAUUGAUUGUCAAAAUGUCUAAACAACCAUUCAUUGACAUCAGAUCUGCCAGUUUAGAAGUUCUAGCAACUGUAGCAUCUCAAGCAUGGGGUCAACAAUAUAUAUCUGAUUCUCCAGGUUUGAUAGAAUUUCUCUUGGAUAGAAACAUUGAAACUUUCAAAGAGUGUAAGGAAUUGAAAUAUAAAGUUGUUCAAUAUUUGUCUGAAGCGGAAUCGCAUGUAUUCGAGGCUGGUACCAUACAAAAAUUAAAACAAUUUGUUAACGAAGGCCCAUUCUACGUUCAAACCUAUACAGAAGUUGAAUAUGAAAGUGCUAUGUAAAAUGAUAACGUUAUUAAUAUAAAUGUAGGUUAUAUCGUUAAAUAUCAUUUUUUUCUAAUAUAUAUUUCAUAAAGUUAUA